AUGGCUUCUCUACGCCUAGACGAAGCUCUUGGGCCGAUUUCAAAUGCCAACGCAUCUUCAGACUCAUCAAACAAGGAGUCUCUGCCUCGAACAAGCUCCCACUCGUCCCUUCAUGUUGCUGACGACACUGGAGCAAAUAAUUUAGAUCUCACAGAGUCUCCUCCACAAACACCCGAGGAUAUUCUUCCGAGGGAUAUACAGCUAAAAACACCGACAUAUGACUACGCAUUCGAGAAGUCAAUGAGCCACACAGAAGCAAAGCUUUUUUAUCAACAGCAUCAGCUCGCUAGUCGGAGUAGUGGAGACAAUGAUCAGUUCUUUAAGGCAGCAGCAACUACAUGCACACAGACUUUCCCAGCAGAAAAGGACAUCGUCGAUACGGCAGGAAUAGCCAGAGAUACCGCUGAGUCCGCGAGUCCCGGCCUAACAAAACAACCGUCUCCACUAGUUCGGCAUGCAACAACCGCCAAGAAUUCCAACACACCUCUUGCUAUUCCAGGAGUUGAAGAUUUGCAUAAGCAGCUGGCUUCCAAACCACACUCUAAUCUGCACUCCUUUAACGAGAAACAAAUUCUAGAAGAUCCAAGAAAUUUGGGGAGUCCGGGAGAUGGACUCGGGUCUGUCCAAGGCGUCAUGCAUGUUUCGCCGGGCGCCAAUGUGAUCGCCUCAGAUCUGGAUGUCAUAUGUCGCAAAAUUAAGGAUCUGCUCAAUCGAAGGGCUAGAUAUGUACAGUUAUCCUUACAAGGGCCUGACGAUAACCCUAAGGAUGCGCCCAAUUGGCAGAUCUACCCUCCGCCCCCCGAGCCAGCAUGGGAUGAUGACAAAGAUCUUGGGAUGGUCAAUGAUCGUCCACGGGCUGACUACAAGAAGAGAAAAAUGGGUGAGGAUGUAGGCGAAGACUUCGACAUGGCCGAGUGCCUACCGCUACCUGGACAAUCCGACUGGGUUAUCGAACUGGAUGAAAAUAGUGUAUAUCAAGUUUAUGAGAGUGAUGCGGCUCGACAAAUGGGACAACCAGCGGUUAGAAUCCCAUCCUUGAGAGACUUCUACAUGGACCUGGAUGCGGUCACUGAUAUAUCGACUGACGGGCCUGCGAAAAGUUUUGCAUUCAAGCGGCUCUCUUACCUUGAAGGGAAGUUUCAACUGUAUACACUUCUAAACGAGUAUCAGGAAAUAGCCGACAGCAAGAAAGUGCCUCAUAGGGAUUUCUAUAAUGUUCGGAAGGUGGACACGCAUGUGCACCACUCCGCAUGCAUGAAUCAGAAGCAUCUGCUUCGUUUCAUUAAAAGCAAGAUGAAAAAGUCACCGGACGAAGUUGUGCUGUUCCGAGAUGGCAAACAUUUGACAUUGAGGGAAGUUUUUGAAAGCAUCAAUCUCACAGCUUAUGAUCUCAGCAUCGAUACACUCGAUAUGCACGCACACACCGAUUCUUUUCAUCGAUUUGACAAAUUCAAUCUGAAAUACAAUCCUGUUGGCGAAUCCCGCCUGCGAGAAAUCUUCUUGAAAACGGAUAAUUUUAUCAAAGGGCGCUAUUUGGCCGAGAUAACGAAGGAAGUGAUCUCAGACCUGGAAUCCAGCAAAUAUCAAAUGGUGGAGUGGCGCAUCUCCGUGUACGGGAGGUCAAUCGACGAAUGGGACAAGCUUGCUGCCUGGGUUGUGGAUAACAAGUUGUUUUCCCCGAACGUUCGCUGGCUCAUUCAGGUUCCUCGUCUCUAUGAUGUCUAUAAGUCGAGCGGAAUGAUGGAGAAUUUUGAGCAGGUGAUAACGAAUGUCUUCAAACCGCUUUUUGAAGUUUCUCAAAACCCAUCUUCACACCCUAAGCUACACAUUUUUCUUCAGAGAGUUAUUGGAUUCGAUAGUGUUGACGAUGAAAGUAAGGCCGAGCGACGGCUUUAUCGGAAGUAUCCCAUUCCUAGAGAGUGGAACACCAAACAGAAUCCACCAUACAGCUACUGGAUCUAUUUCAUGUUCGCCAACAUCGCUUCUCUGAAUACUUGGCGCAAGCAUCGCGGUUUCAACACAUUCGUCUUGAGGCCACAUUGUGGUGAAGCAGGCGAUCCCGAUCAUCUUGCCGUCGGCUUUCUUUGCUGCCACAGUAUCAGUCAUGGGAUCCUCUUGAGGAAAGUUCCUUUGCUUCAGUACCUCUUCUAUCUCGAUCAGAUAGGGAUUGCCAUGUCACCUCUCAGUAACAACGCAUUGUUUCUUACGUAUGACAAAAAUCCGUGCGCCAAUUUUUUCAGGAGAGGUCUCAAUGUCUCCUUGUCUACUGAUGACCCCUUGCAGUUUGCCUUUACCAAAGAACCACUAAUUGAGGAAUAUUCAGUAGCCGCGCAGAUCUAUAAAUUCAGUGCGGUCGACAUGUGCGAACUUGCGAAGAAUUCCGUUGAGCAAAGCGGCUUCGAGCUCUCUCUAAAGAAAAGAUGGCUUGGCAGCAAUUGCUCCGCACCGGGGGUCAUGGGAAAUAAUGUCGCCAAGAGCAAUGUUCCUGACAUACGUGAACAUUUCAGACACGAGACAUUGCUUGGGGAACUUGCAUUGUAG
Aspergillus saccharolyticus JOP 1030-1 is the source of this 2541-nucleotide messenger RNA. RefSeq names its product AMP deaminase. NCBI's taxonomy places the organism in Eukaryota, Fungi, Ascomycota, Eurotiomycetes, Eurotiales, Aspergillaceae. Gene Ontology annotation, molecular function: AMP deaminase activity. Bases 1 to 2541 code for a protein of 846 amino acids. Gene Ontology annotation, biological process: IMP salvage; AMP metabolic process. Gene Ontology annotation, cellular component: cytosol. The transcript has 2 exons. The record is from RefSeq and is a predicted model, not a curated record.